Molecule: messenger RNA, 1065 nt
Organism: Macrobrachium nipponense
Lineage: Eukaryota; Metazoa; Arthropoda; Malacostraca; Decapoda; Palaemonidae
Product: muscle, skeletal receptor tyrosine protein kinase-like
Exons: 8
Coding region: 1-1065 (354 amino acids)
Biological process (GO): homophilic cell-cell adhesion; synapse organization
Cellular component (GO): axon; plasma membrane; neuronal cell body
Molecular function (GO): axon guidance receptor activity
Source: RefSeq, a predicted model, not a curated record
AUGGUAAAGACACCAUUUUCAUACCAAACACCUUACAACAAGGAAGACAGACAGACAGACAGACUGACAGACAAAUUCAGAAUCCUCUCUGACACACCACCUCACCCUCCACCCCCCGCAGUUCCUCCUUGGGAAGUGAAGGCCGGGUCUCCCCGACCAACGUCUCCGCGGGUCCAAGUCGCAAAGCUGAUCUGUGAGUCGUCCUCGAGCCUUCCUGCUUCGACAUCACUUGGAGGUCGGGCUCAGUCACCAACCACGGAGCCACUUCCAUGCACAGGUCGGGGCUCUAUGGAGGUCAGGUCACCCAGAUCUGAGCUGGAAGUCAGGGCCCUCAUAGAGGACAACCAACGCACAUACAUCUGUGACGCUACCAACGGCUUGGGCGUUACCGUAACAAGCAACGUUACGCUCAAUGUGCUACAUGAACCGGUAUGGAAAGACGUGCCCAGCGGGGUAGUGGAGGUGAAGGAGAAGGAUGACCUCUUGCUGAGGGCAGUAGCUGAUGCCAACCCACCACCUGUCACAUACAAGUGGUGGAGAGGCCCUGUCCUGCUUCAGGAAGACCAAGAAGAGGGGGGCCUCCUGGAGAUGACAAGGGUGCAUCGCCAAGAGGCAGGAGGGUACUCUGUCACUGCCGAGAGCCCCAGGGGCAUCGUCAACGCCUCCUUCAUCCUCAACGUCCUCAACGGACCGGAGGGCGUGAUGGCGCCCAAGAGAGUGACAGUAGACGAGGGCGGUUCCACUGUCAUCGCCUGUUCGGCCAUAGGGAACCCCACCCCCAACGUCACCUGGUUCACCCACAAUAAUCAUUCCAGUGUUCGCGAGGUGUUAUCUUGGGGGAUAAGUGAGGCUCGACUCCUGGUCGACUUCGUCACCAGAGCUGACACUGGCUUCUACAGGUGCCUGGCUACCAACGUCGUGGGGACUUCCAAACCAGUGAAAAACAGCUGUCGUCGUCACUCGCACACUACUGUGGCGCUCGCACGAGAGAAUCCCCGAGACCUUCGAGGCGAGAUCCCGGUCCCUACCGGGCUGCUCUAUGAGCAAGAGCUCGUGCUGGCAUAA